Serpula lacrymans var. lacrymans S7.9 is the source of this 297-nucleotide messenger RNA. RefSeq lists its product as uncharacterized. The coding region runs from base 1 to 174 and encodes 57 amino acids. The record is from RefSeq and is a predicted model, not a curated record. Lineage: Eukaryota; Fungi; Basidiomycota; Agaricomycetes; Boletales; Serpulaceae. The transcript has 3 exons.
AUGUUAUCGUGGAAAUUAAUUUCGGUCAGCUCUUUCUUUCCGUUAGAUCUCUUAGUACCGCAUCGUCACCAUGAUUUCCCACUACUCAGUUUUAACUCUGCAAUCAGCGCAGGUCUCCGUUCGCAGGCCUCACAAACCCAACUGAUGAACAUCAUACACGCUACUGUCCCUUGAUUUGGUUUAUCUGGCGCUAAGGAUGGCGACUUAAACAAGCACGGAAAGCUUGAUCGUUGCGCCGUGAGUGGAGGCAUUCGAGUUAUCUAUUAUACAGAGCUGACUAGAGGUUCUCGCUAUCCU